AACGAAUACGAAAACAAAGCACACACCGUCUUCUUGUUAUGAUUGUUUCCGAGAGAUAGAUACAGAAACAGAGUGAGUAGAUACAUACAUAUACACAUAACGAUCAAUGAAGAUCACUGCAUUACUGGUGGUAAAAUGCCAUCCGGCCGGUGCGGAUCCGGUGAUUCUAGCGAAUGCGACGGAUGUCAGCCAUUUCGGUUACUUUCAACGCCCCAGCGUUAGGGAAUUCAUCGUCUUCGUCGGCCGUACCGUCGCUAGUCGCACUCCUCCUUCUCAACGCCAGUCUGUUCAACACGAAGAGUACAAGGUGCAUUCAUAUAAUAGGAAUGGUCUUUGUGUCUUGGGAUUUAUGGAUGAUCAUUACCCUGUUCGAAGCGCGUUCUCUUUGUUAAACCAGUUAAUAGAUGAGUACCAAAAGAAUUUUGGGGAGUCAUGGAGGACUGUUCAGGCGGAUAACGCUCAACCAUGGCCGUAUCUAAAUGAAGCUUUGACCAAGUUUCAGGACCCUGCUGAGGCUGACAAACUGUUGAAGAUCCAGAGAGAACUGGAUGAAACAAAAAUUAUUUUGCACAAGACGAUCGAUAGUGUUCUUGCUCGAGGGGAGAAGCUGGACAGUUUGGUUGAGAAGAGUUCAGAUCUCAGUGCAGCUUCACAGAUGUUCUACAAACAGGCGAAGAAAACCAAUCAGUGCUGUACAAUAUUAUAGAAGAUUCUGAAGUGAGAGACUGGCCAAGCCAUUGUUUAUUGUUAUACUUUGAUGAAGUUAAAGUAAGCUAUGCUGUUUAUAAGGUGUUGUGUCGAAACAUCUGUUCUUUAUUCAUGUAUCCUAGCUUAUAUAAUCAAAGAAUAGUAUAUUGAUGAUAUUGGCAAGUUUAAAUGUAUCGGAUUAGAAUGAAUGCUUCAACUGGGUACUUGCUAAACUUGUUUGGUUUAUCAAAUUUUGGUUAUUCAUAA
Molecule: messenger RNA, 954 nt
Organism: Daucus carota subsp. sativus
Lineage: Eukaryota; Viridiplantae; Streptophyta; Magnoliopsida; Apiales; Apiaceae
Product: VAMP-like protein YKT61
Exons: 6
Coding region: 107-706 (199 amino acids)
Biological process (GO): endoplasmic reticulum to Golgi vesicle-mediated transport
Cellular component (GO): Golgi apparatus; membrane
Molecular function (GO): SNAP receptor activity
Source: RefSeq, a predicted model, not a curated record